GGUAAACAAACGACCAUUUUAGUUAGGCAGUUCGAUUUUAUUAUUUAUAUAUUGAUAACUAAAGCUUUCAUAAUGAUUUAACAAAACUUCAACAUGUAUCUAUUCAGCCUUUGCUUGAUAAUAUCAUUGUGGAAGCUAUCUGAAUCUGGUUUCAGCUUUCAUUGUCCUGUUCAGUCGCACUGGAAACAUAUAGCAGAAAAGCGUUGUGGCUCUGUGGACAGUUACUUCUGCUUGUUUAAUAGGAACGAACAUUAUUUUACUGAAUUUUGUAGAAAAACGUCAGAUUUCGAAGCACCAGGACAACAGCUUAUAGUUGCUGGAUCAUCUAAUGGAACAUUGCAAGGCGCUGAUUGUAACAGUGAGUUCUACCAGCCUUUCAAAUUCCUGCCUUCUGGAAACAGUCGAUGUGUUUAUGAGAAAUCUUACUGCAGUGGGGAGGGACAAGUCGUUUAUAGUAAUGGUACAUUGGAAAAUGAUAGAUCCUGCCGCUGUGAUUAUACGAGAGGAUAUGAUUUCGUAAAUAAACGAAAACGCCGAUGUUAUUGUGUACCAUCCGAGGAAGAUUGUUCCUGUCAUCUGAAGAUAUGUCCACCUAACUACAUUUUAUCACCAGAUUAUGAGUGUCUUAAUGAGAAUGAGUGGAAACCUAGCUUUCACUGUGAAUCACUAUUUCCGGUCGUGUUGACCAAGAAUCCAGAAAUUCCAUUAUGGACUGACAAUUCCUCGUUGAAGGCUCAUGUAAUAGCUAAUGGAAAGUCUGCGGGUGCUGCAGUUCUCGUAGUUUUUAUGCUGAUUUUAUCCUUACCAAUUAUAGUUUUGGUAUUGCCUAUCAUAGAAGAUUGUUUAUACAGAAUGAAACUCAAACGCAAAGAGGCUGAAGAGAAAACUGAUUUAGAAAAGCAGGAGUUAAAGGGCAAAAUAUGCCAACUUGAAGAAAGUAUAGGAAAGACUCCAGAUUAUGUAUUAGAAUGGCGAAAGGAAAGACUUUCACAUUGGUCCAAAGUACUUGUAAAAUUUGUUGUAACAAGAGCUGCUCAAUUUGUAUAUCAGCGCAUUCAGACAGAAAAGCUUGUUGCUAUUGUUGGACCGACAGGGACAGGAAAAUCCGCUUGUGCUUAUCACACAGCAUUUAGAUUGAUGAGCGAAUAUGAGUACACAAUAAUUCCGGCACAGAAGCCAUCCGACUUAACUCAGUAUUAUUUACCAGGUACAAAUCAAGUAUUCAUCAUUGAUGAUUUUAUCGGAAAAUAUGAAUUUGACGAGACGGAAGCAGUUUUGUGGGAUAAAGAAGGACCAUUGAUUCAUAAGAUUUUAAGUAACAACGAUAAGACCAAAGUAAUACUAACGUGUAGAAAGUCUAUUUGGCUUCCUGAAGUAUGCGAACGCUUUGGAUUAUCAGCUUCCGUAUGCGAUAUACAUACAGAUGAGUUGAGACUUACUCUAUCGGAAAAACGGACCAUAUGUGAGGCAUAUCUUGAUAAAGUUGACAUUCAAUAUAUAAACGACAAAAUAAUAAUGAUGUAUCCUUUUCUGCCCUCGUUAUGCUCGAUCUUUUCAUCACAAAACGUUUGUACCGUAGAAAACUUUUUUACAUUACCUGUUCAAUUCAUAGAACAGGAAAUUAAUAAUUACAAACUGAAAUCAUCAGUUCGUUAUAUCUCUUUAGCUGUGCUUGCUAUCAAACAAACAAUUACUAAACAUUUAUCUCAUGUUAAUAUUGAAAAUGAAGAGUUGAUAAAAAACUUAUUCCUGGAAUCUGGAUCUCAAAUUCUUCCAUCAAAAAGACUUAUUGUCAGUCAACUCGAGGCUUUGACAGAUACAUACGUAAAGGUUGAUAAUGACUUUUUCGAAUAUAUCCACGAAACUAUGCAAGCUUUAGUUCUUUAUUGCAUUGCAAACACAUGUAUAAACUCAGUACUAAAUUACAGUAAGAGCGAUGUGAUUAAGAAUCAAGUAAGAUUGACAUGCAUUGAGGCCGAUCAGACUAUUCCUGUAAUUAAAAUUACACCAGAACAUGAAGAGGCUUAUUUUUCCCGUCUUGCAAGGGACCUUUUUGAAGGCAAGUUUGUGGAUGUUUUUGGAAAUACUCAAAGUGCUUUUCCAGUAUUCAGACAGAAACUUUUGGAGUUCUUAACAAACAGUAAAACGAGAGAAAACAUGAUAAUGAAUGCUGACGGUUUAACUGUUCUUCAUGUUGUUUCUUCGUUAGGUUAUGAAGAUUAUGUUUCUGAUUUUAUGAACUUUGACAACGGAAUGAUUCAUCAAACCGAUGCAAAGGGAAAUAUACCGCUGCAUUUAGCAUCCUUGAACGGUCAUCUUAAUAUAGUUAAAAUGCUUGUUGAAAAUGACCCAAAUGUGCACUUUUUGAACAACGACAGAUUAUCGCCUUUUUUCUACGCAUGUGAAAAUAAUUUAAUUCCCGUUGUGAAGUAUUUUAUCAACUUACCGAACGAUGUUGCCAAGAUCAACGAAACGUAUAUGAUUAGAGAACACAAAAGUGUUCUUCACAUAGCCUGUAUGAAAGGUUUCACCGAAAUAACAACAGUACUUCUGAAUCAUCAUGCUACAUUUGAUAUAAAAGAUAAAGGUGAAUUAACACCUUUACAUUUGUCAUGCUUAGAGGGACAGUAUAAUACAGCUUCGUUGUUAUUAAAAGCUGGAGCCAAUGUUAAUGCAUUGGACAAACUAGAAAGGACUCCUGUGUAUUAUGCAUGCACAAGGGAUUAUAAAGAUAUUGUGAGCCUUCUAAUUCAAAAUAAGGCAGAUAUAAAUAAAAGCUUAUUAAACGGUUCUACACCUUUGCAUGCAGCUUGUGAGAAAGAUUGUAUAGACAUUGUUAAUAUUUUAUUACAAAAUGGUUCAAAAGUAGAGGCACAAGAGAAAAGUGGGACGACUCCUCUUCAUUUAGCAUGUAGAAACGGAAAUGAACAUAUCGUUAAAUUGUUAAUUAGAAAAGGAGCUUUGGUUGAUUCGAAAACAAAUAGGGAUAAGAUGAGACCCUUUCAUGAAGCAUGCAGACACGGGCAUCGUAAUGUUAUAGAUAUUCUUAUAGAGAAUAAUGUCAAAUACGACAAGGAAAACGAGAAGGGAUGGACAGGCCUUUUUUACAGUUGUGAAAAUGGAUGCAAUGAUAUAGUUAAGAUGAUACUGAAUCUUAAAUCUGAUGUAAAUCAUACUGAUAAAGACGGAGUUACCGCUCUCCAUUUGGCUUGCAUGAACAAUCACAAAGACGUUGUAAAUACAUUGGUUGAGAAAAAGGCAAAAGUAAAUGUAACCGACGUUGAUGGUGAAACACCUCUUUACAAAGCGUGCGUCAAUGGUAACAUUGAAAUAGUUAAGAUAUUGCUCAUUUAUGAUGCACAUGUGAAGACAUCGGGACUUUCACCUAUAGCUAUUGCAAAGGAAAAUGGGUUCAGUGACAUUGUUGCCCUAUUGAACAACGUAAAGAUCUGAUCAAAAUCGACGAGUAUUGAAACAGAUGUCAGUCAGCUUUAGAUAUAUGUUCACUUGAUCUUUAUUUGACACAAGUUUGAUUUCAAAAUAUCACAUUAAGAAUUAAAGAAAUUUGUCCAGUUAUAAUGAAAAAAUAAGACUGAAAUGUUCACAAAACAAUAAUAAGUAUUCUUUGAAAUUAUUUACUGGAUCGAUUCUUACAAUUGUUGUAUUUAUAAUUCUAACAAAUCAUUUGAAUAUAAUUUAGAUGUCUAGCUAUAUGAUGCUAAAUUUGUUUUUCAAUUUUGUUAAUAUAUUUUGUUAUUAUCUUGCAUGAGAUCGAAAUGUUAUUUGGAGUAAAUAUCAAUAUCAAAUCUUUCCAACGUUGAAUAUAAUGGAAUGGAAGUACAUUUAAAAGACAACAUGUAACAAUGUAUAGUUUACAUGUAUAUACUCGAUGUCAAUCUAUGAAUCGAUUCUAUA
This is a messenger RNA of Mytilus trossulus (common blue mussel), 3915 nucleotides long. RefSeq lists its product as uncharacterized. Lineage: Eukaryota; Metazoa; Mollusca; Bivalvia; Mytilida; Mytilidae. Gene Ontology annotation, biological process: protein localization to ciliary inversin compartment. Gene Ontology annotation, molecular function: protein binding. The transcript has 10 exons. Gene Ontology annotation, cellular component: ciliary inversin compartment. The record is from RefSeq and is a predicted model, not a curated record. The coding region runs from base 94 to 3453 and encodes 1119 amino acids.